This is a messenger RNA of Diaporthe citri, 945 nucleotides long. RefSeq lists its product as uncharacterized. The transcript has a single exon. The record is from RefSeq and is a predicted model, not a curated record. The coding region runs from base 1 to 945 and encodes 314 amino acids. Lineage: Eukaryota; Fungi; Ascomycota; Sordariomycetes; Diaporthales; Diaporthaceae.
AUGGCGCCUCAACUUGUUUUUGGGACGGGUGUCCUUGGCAUGGACGGCACCGAGUUCCAGGACAGCGAAUCCGUCACAAACCUGCUCCACACGCUCAGGCAGCUCGGCAUCAAUCGCCUGGACACGGCCGCACGUUACCCGCCUUUCAACCCGGGCAAGUCCGAGCAGCUCAUCGGCGCGGCCAAUGUGCCCGGGGACGAGUUCAUCGUCGACACGAAGGUGUACACCGAGGUCGGCGACGGCAGCGGCGACCUGACCAACACUGCCAUUCAAAAGUCCGUGGGCGGCAGCCUCGAACGCCUGCACCGACCACAGGGCGUCAACGUACUCUUCGCACACCGUCCGGAUCCCGCCACGCCGCUCGAGGAGCAAGUGCAGGGCUUCCAGGACCAGAUCGCUCAAGGCCACGCCAAGGAAUGGGGCGUCGCGAACCACCCGCCCGAGACACUGCAGAAGAUCAUCGACCUGUGCGAGCAGAAGCGCUGGGUGAAGCCGAAGUGGUACCAGGGCACCUACAAUCUGCUCACGCGCGGCACGGAGACCCGUGUGCUACCCAUGCUACGGGCACACGGCAUGUCAUUCCUUGCAUCUCACGCCCUCGCCUCGGGCUACCUGACGUGCGACCACAUUGACACUGGCGGGAACCCGACGGGCCGCUUCGCCAAGAACAGCAGCUAUGCUGCUCCGCAGGUGGCGGCCGCGAUGAAGAAAUUCGUGGAUGGUUGCGAGGCACACGGGUUGCCGCCCGUGGAGGUGGCCUGCCGCUGGAUCGCUCAUCAUUCGGCCCUGAGUGAAAGCGACGGCAUCGUGUUGGGUGCGAGCAAGCUGGCCCAAAUUGGUGACACGGUGACCAAGGUUCGCAAGGGCCGUCUUUCCCAGGACGUGGCUGUUCUGGCAGAGGGUCUUUGGGACGCUGUGAAACAUAUGCGUGGCUCAAUGCUGUGA